AUGUCCACCACCUCAACAGCAACGCGUCCUACGCCCACACUACCGCCGCCAUCCUUCUCCAAACUCGGCCCAAGCAUAUCAAUUUACACUCCACCAGCAUACAGCCCUGGCGAGCUUAUCGUUUUGUGCACAUGGCUUGGCGCUGCACGGAAGCAUAUCGACAAGUACAUCGCGUCCUACCGUACUAUUGCUCCCAACGCCAAGAUCCUGCUUAUCCAAAGCGAUGUGGCAACGGUAACAAGCUCUUAUCCUACGCAACGCAAAGCUAUAAUGCCAGCUGUUGAAGUAGUGCGCGCGGUACUUGGUGAAUGCACUUAUCCGGCAUGUAUCGCCGCGUCCGUGUUGGAACACCAAUCAAAGAAGUAUCAAGGGCCCAGAAUUCUCCUUCACACCUUCUCAAACGGCGGUCCAAUCUCUGCCACUGCACUACUACUCGCCUUGCAUACUCAAACCUCCGCAUCCCUGCCUUUGGUUGGUAUCAUCAUGGAUUCAGGACCCGCAGCAGGCUACUACUGGAAAUCCUACAACGCCAUGGUUUUGUCACUACCACCAGGUAUCCUGCGGUCGGCAGGCUAUGUAUUCGUACAUGGGAUCCUCCUUGGUCUGUUUGCGAGCGUGGCAUUGGGACGCUAUGAGUAUCCAGAGGUCUUGGUUCGCCGGACACUGUUAGAUGAGGACUUCGUGUGUGGAGCGGAAAACGGCACAAAGAGGAGAAUAUGCUACCUGUAUAGCAAAGCUGACCGCAUGACGGAUUGGAAAGAUGUUGUUGAGCAUGCGGAUACGGCGAGAGAAAAGGGCUGGGAUGUUAGUGAAGUUGUGUUUGAGGGAACGGCACAUUGUAAUCACUUUGUGAAGAAUGAAGGAGUGUAUGUGGGGGAGAUGAGGAAGAUGUGGAGGUUCUAA
This is a messenger RNA of Alternaria postmessia, 903 nucleotides long. RefSeq lists its product as uncharacterized. NCBI's taxonomy places the organism in Eukaryota, Fungi, Ascomycota, Dothideomycetes, Pleosporales, Pleosporaceae. The transcript has a single exon. The record is from RefSeq and is a predicted model, not a curated record. Bases 1 to 903 code for a protein of 300 amino acids.